AGGCCAUGUCCCGUGUGACUUCCUGUCAAAUGCUGUCUCGUGUUCCCACGAGUACGAUGCGAACAUAGGCAGAUCUUGAAACUCUUCGACUUGAUUACCUCCAUGCAAGACUAAGCACCGAUUGAUCGGAGAUGGAGAAGGGGAGUAGAGACAGCUCACAACAAGCUGCAUCCUCUGCAAGGAAGGAGGCGUCUGAUUCGAAGCGAGGGAGAAAGGAGGUUCUGAAAGACCUUUCCAGCUCAGACGCGGCCUUGCUGUUCAGCAACUCAUGGCUAUCCCACAUCCCCUUGCUGACUGUUGCGAUGUGCGAACCCAACGCACAGCCAAGCCUUGCGUUCGUCACAUCUCAGAUUGCAAAGGGAUGGAACUCAGACUUCUGCUGGGCGUCAUGCUUCGAACCGAACUUCUUGGCUGCCCUCAUGUAUGAGGGAUACCUGCCUACAGCCCAUGGAUCCAUAAAGCCUAAAGAGUACAUCUUGCUCCCGAAGCUGCACCAGCAGAGAUGCAUCAUCAACUUCGAGGACCUUCAUGUCCCCAAGGGGUUGAUGCGCCGGUCUAGAGGAUACAAGCUCUCGACCGACUCGAGGUUUGAUGAAGUGGUUGCCAUGUGCCUUGAACAGCACAGCGAGAGCUGGCUGCAUCCUCCUCUAGUGCAAGGCUUCAAGGGGCUGUUUCGAUGCGGCGGGGUAGGACAGGUCCGCAUACACUCCAUCGAAGUGAGUCACAAUGGCGAGCUCGUUGCGGGGGAGUUGGGCUACUCAGUUGGCAAGUCCUACUGCAGCCUAUCUGGUUUUACGCGUGCAAGCUCUGCUGGGAGCGUCCAGUGUGUUGCUCUCGGCUUGCUGCUUCAUCAGAGAGGAUUUGAGUUUUGGGACCUUGGGAUGGGAAUGAAGUACAAGCAUCAGAUGGGGGCCAAGGAUUGUCCACGAAUGUCAUUCCUUGCUCAGCUGCAUCGAGUUCGUGAUCAGCCAAAGCCGGAUCUGAAGAUCGGUAACGAGCGUGACGCCUCUGAGAGAGGACUCUUUACACCUCUAUUUGCCGCAGAGGAUAAGGCGACCGACGAGCUUCUCAGCAUGGCGUUCCGUGCAGGACAGUAUGUGCGGAUCAAGAACGAGCAUCCGCAGCUAGGUGGCAAGAUAGCAAUCGUGAGCGAUCGAUGCGGAGCCUGGCUGAAGGUUCUGCUGGAGGGCCAAGACAAGCAGAUUGUCAACCUCCCUCCUCACUUGCUGGAAGAUGCUUGCCCCGCAAGCUCGACAGAUUCUGCAGGAGACGGGAGCGAUCUGCCCUCCUCGCUGCGGGGACUUGGAAUGCGAAACCAGCUUAACUCGAUGCGGCUCAAGGGAGGGGGGCAGGCGGGGGAAGCAGCAAGCGCAAGCAAAGGAGAUGAGGGGUCGCAGGAAGAGACUGACAGCCAUCUGACGACUCUCAAGGCUAACCGCCCGCUGCUGUCGGAGGCGAAGGUGCAGCAUCACAGGCUGUGGGAGACGCGGCUCUCGCGGCGGAAGGCUCUCCGACCGCUGCUGAUGGAGAUCCUGGAGCGGCGGGAGAGGGACAGCGGAUUGAGCAAGAGAGGGAAGCGAGUACUGCGAAAGCUCAAGAGGCGCGAGAAGGAAUGAUACGAGGAUGCUCCUGUUUUCUAAACGCUUCCAACUCCG
This is a messenger RNA of Guillardia theta CCMP2712, 1655 nucleotides long. RefSeq lists its product as hypothetical. Bases 132 to 1616 code for a protein of 494 amino acids. NCBI's taxonomy places the organism in Eukaryota, Cryptophyceae, Pyrenomonadales, Geminigeraceae. The transcript has 19 exons. The record is from RefSeq and is a predicted model, not a curated record. Gene Ontology annotation, cellular component: cytoplasm. Gene Ontology annotation, molecular function: leucyl-tRNA--protein transferase activity. Gene Ontology annotation, biological process: protein catabolic process.